Molecule: messenger RNA, 1449 nt
Organism: Cladophialophora yegresii CBS 114405
Lineage: Eukaryota; Fungi; Ascomycota; Eurotiomycetes; Chaetothyriales; Herpotrichiellaceae
Exons: 1
Coding region: 1-1449 (482 amino acids)
Source: RefSeq, a predicted model, not a curated record
AUGAGCGACCCUUCACGUCCUUCUCCUAGUUCUAGGCGACCAGCGUUUCCAGCUCACUACGACUUUCUUGGACCGACCCUUGCUGCUAUCCCACCCGGAUUGCCGCUGGGGCUCCCGAUAGGCACUUUUCUGGAGGAAGGCGCAGCGCUCGAGUAUCUCGCUUCGGGCUCAGGCUUUGCUCAGGACUUGCGCGGCAUGGAUCCCAGUCAGCCUCAACACCCUCCCUUCUAUAUCGCCCCAAACCAGGCUUCGCGGUCGGCGGCCCUCACCAGCCAUCCAAGUCAAUCUUCCAUUCCACAGCAAACAGGACUUGUCUCCUUCAAUGAUUUCUUCGUCCAGCCGACAGCCCCCAUAAUCCCUGAGCGUCGACGAGAAGUGGACGGGAAUGCGGCGGCAUCCUCUGGGAACAUGGCCACGGCACCGAGUCCGUUCAAUUUCUCCGGUCACCAACCAUACAGAGCUCCCGCUUAUCCGCCACAUAUUCCGGUGAUUGAGGGCAUUUCUCCUCCCACACGGACUGCACCUAUCUCCAUUCCAGCAACUCCCGAGGUUGCAAAGAAACCUGCAACAAUGCUCAUCCUCAGUCGAGCCUCGGAGGAGAGUAUCAAGGCCCUGGAUGAGCACAAGAGGGACUGCCCAACCUGCUGUCUUCAAUUCGAACCCGACAACUUUGUGGCGAUCAUUACCUGUUGCAACAUGGCCAUUCAUGCUAGAUGUCUCUCGGCAUAUGUCAAUUCUCAAGGCUACUCCAAGAGUCGGGUGUGCAUGAAAUGUCGCCGGGGAAUUGAUGCCAAGUACAUGUUGAACAGAGUUCUGCCGCCAGUCACGGACAAAGACUGGGACGAAGGCGGUGACUUCAACGCGCCGGAAUCGUUGCAGGCCGAGACCAAGAUUGAGCUCAAUGUGACCGCCCGACCACAUCGUGCAGGAUCUCAUCGACACAGAAUCUCGAUGGGUUAUUCUGGCCACAGAGCCGGACGCCACACAUAUCUUCCUUUGGAACACUUGACCGCCGAACAAAGACUUGCCGUGCUGCAUUUGCGCGAAGAUCACCUGGUGGAAUUGGAGGAAUUGCGGAACCGAUGCAAUCUCGCGAUGGAAAACAGCGGCCGACUCAAUCAUCAAGACCUCGACGCCAAUCGAGCUCUUGUCGAUGCGCAAACACGAGCAACUCAACAAGAACUUAGCGCAUUACUCAAGAGAUGCCAAGAAACGAGGGUGGCGAGAGACAAGGCGAGGGAGGCAUACGAGAGAGCUCGACUGGAGCUGGAAGCAUUGCACCGGGCUCAAAGUCGUCGGGUGGCUGAGAUGAUCGAGGAUUACCAGGUCGCAAGAGAGCGGGCACUUGAGGCAAGAAACCGGGACGGCGAACCCCCUCGUAGUGCAACCGUUCCUAUACCUCAGCUCAGGGUCGUCAACGGAGAUCCGCCCAGCAGUGUGUCUCCCUGA